CCUGCUAGUUACCUCUCUGUUAGCCAUAGCACUGAGAGACAGUGGUAUACAGGACACAGAGAGAGAGUUUGCGAUACACAGAGGAAUACCAACAAGAGAGGGAUACAGUCUAGACAAUACAGGAUGAAGCCCAGACGCCUGCUUUCCUCUGUGGAGCUGCUGCCCACCAUCAGUGAGAUGCAGGAAGGAGAUCUGGAGGACGGGGAAGACGAUUACCCCACUAUGGAGGAGUAUGUGGACUCCAUCAAGGAACUCUCUCAGCCCACCCCGUACCCCCUCCACAGCCUGCCCCGGUGGCACCGACGAUGGAUGACCAGCUCGGCCACCCAGCCCGUCGGAAGAUGCCCCACUGUAGCCCAAUUGGCGCCCUAUAAUAAAUCCAUGGCAUAUUCUCCUCGGAUCCCCAGUGGUCUAUCGGAUGUGUCACUCAUGGUCACCCACCCUUUGGACGGUGUAACCCGGGUAUGUUCCGGCCGAGACCCCCUGGAUUGGUUGUUUGCGCAGGCCCAGUUUUCCGGGUUGACGUGACUAAGAAAGUCCCAGGCUUCUGUUUGUGACGGUGCUCUGGAGAUGGCUGCAGGGCUUUACGGAACUCUUUGAUGAACAGGAAGCAUAGUCUGGAUUACAUUACUGGAUUAACCCAGCGUGGGAUUUGAGGUCGAGGUAGUCAGGGAUGAUUUGUGAACGUUGUCUUAACUCUCCCAUGUAUUCUACAGUAUGGACUGAGUCCCUCCAGGCAUGACCAGAGUUGAAGGGUGUCCUAAUAUGGACAAAGUGAGUGGUGAACAAGGAGGGGGCAGAGGGAUUCAGCCCAAUUAAUUUACACUUUAGCUGCUUUAUCUCUCUGGAUAUCCUCGUAAUGAUAAUAUUUUUGUAAGGAACUCUUUCGUAAAUACUGUACAUGAUUGUCUGUAAAUCUCUU
Coregonus clupeaformis (lake whitefish) is the source of this 922-nucleotide messenger RNA. RefSeq lists its product as uncharacterized. The transcript has 2 exons. The record is from RefSeq and is a predicted model, not a curated record. Gene Ontology annotation, biological process: regulation of autophagy. Lineage: Eukaryota; Metazoa; Chordata; Actinopteri; Salmoniformes; Salmonidae. Gene Ontology annotation, cellular component: mitochondrion. Bases 124 to 528 code for a protein of 134 amino acids.